Messenger RNA from Pocillopora meandrina, 1614 nucleotides. The record is from the annotation of a GenBank genome assembly. Lineage: Eukaryota; Metazoa; Cnidaria; Anthozoa; Scleractinia; Pocilloporidae.
AUGUUUCCAGUAGAAUACAUCUAUGCAGAUUGGUUUGGAUGGCAAGCAUACAAUCAAGCACAGCGGGCAGAUUCAGAAUCUCUCAUAAGUUUAUCUGAGCAAACUUUAGUAGCCGGAAGUCUAACAGAAGGCUAUUGCAUUCCCCAGUUCUUUCUCCGAAAAAAUGGCAUUGACCAUGGUAAAGCCUUUGAUUUGGAUGAUGUGGAAGAACAUUGGCGAUGUGAUUUAGACUUGAUGACAACAAAUGAAUCCUUUGUUGAAAUCGAUGAAAAGACACGCAUACCGAUAUUCACUGUUGAACAUCUAGAAGAUGACCCAAAGUUUGUCAAGCUUCGGUUGACAAAAGAGUGGAAAGAACAUCGUCCACGUUAUAAGAAUGUUUCCUACCUUCAUCAGUCAUAUUUGCUUCCUUCAGCAGAUCAUUCUAUGCACGGCACAGAGUCGACUUCUUUUCAUGGCAAGAAGAGCAAGUGGUCAUACACGCUUCAUGGUCCUGUGCGUAAACUUAAGUCCAAUGGAUUUACCAGUUUCGAAAGAGAUGAAACUGAUGUGUUCAGGUAUCCAACCGCAUGGCCCGGACCUGCCAUGGAAUGGUUGAUUCGACCACGCCCAAGUGGUUGGCCCUCGGUCGACCUUAUACAAGAAAUAUUUGACUCCGGUUGUCAUUUGGCUCCUUGUGGUAGAGGGAGGCGCAUUCACGAGCCUGUGGAAAUGCUUAAGUAUUUCCAAAACCCGGAGCUCUAUGAUGGUGGGUCUACUGCACAAGCUUCGUUGUCCGUAACUAAACAUGACAUAAAGAUCAUGGACAAAACAGAAUGGAAAACAUCCUUCUCAAUAGCCGAAAAUAAGCUCGGUGCAAGUAUAUCGCCCGUUCAGCGACAUGUAAUUGUUCUGUUAAAAAUUAUCAAGAAAUUUUACUUUCCAAAGGUGGUAUCCACGUAUUGCCUGAAAACUAUCAUGUUCUGGGAAUGCCAGAAUAGACCGAGGGAGUUUUGGAAAGAAAAUAACUCUGCUAAAUGCAUUCUGGUUAUGUUGGAUCGCCUCCAAGAGUGCUUAGAGGCUAAUUCUUUGCCACACUUCUUCAUUCCACGGAGCAAUCUUUUGCAGUAUGAAGAUCCUACCAAACUUAAAGAAGCUGCUGCCAUUGUGUCCGAUGUAAAACGAAACAUUUUUUCAAAGACAACGAGUUUAUUGAAAAGGCUCCAGUCACUGAGUUAUAUGUCACACAUAUACCUUAGAGGUGUCGGUGCCCAACUCGAUAACCAUCUGCUAAAAAUGCAAGACAAGAAUCUCUCAGAAAAAGAUCACAGAGAAAUGCUCGUAUCUCUCCUUGCCCUUUUUGUUCGGAAAUGCAAGGAAGUGAUUAAGAGCUUAAUUCAAGCAGAUCCUGUCUGUGAGGGUCAAAAUAUGGAAAAAGAAUUGAAUAUUUGUUUACAAGUUUAUCAAUCGAUACUUGCACGGAAUUUGUACAAGCUGUGGUUUACCAGGAGCAGAGAUAAUGCCAAGAAUGACGAACAGGAGAAAGUGAAUGACUUCACGUCAUUCGUUAAGGAAGAGGUUAAGGAUCUUUCUUUGCGUGAAGACUUCGUUGCACUUUCCCUUCAUUUCUUCUAA